Rangifer tarandus platyrhynchus (Svalbard reindeer) is the source of this 258-nucleotide messenger RNA. Lineage: Eukaryota; Metazoa; Chordata; Mammalia; Artiodactyla; Cervidae. The record is from the annotation of a GenBank genome assembly.
AUGCCCAUGGUGACGCGGAGGCUGAGGGACCCUGACAUAAACCCUUGCUUGUCGGAAUCGGACGCGUCUACCAGAUGCAUGGCCGAAAAUAACUAUGACAAGGAGAGCUGUUCCUCUCACUUCUUGAAGUACAAGAACUGCCGGAAGUUCUGGAACUCUGUCAUGAUCCAGAGAAGACAGAACGGAGUGGAGCCGCCCAUGCCCACGGCAGCAGAGAGAGACGAGAUCUUAGGAGCAAUGGGGAAGAUGCCCUAUUGA